AUGUGGUUAAUUUGUUUAUACAUAUACUUGAUACUUGAUAACUAUGUGUUGUCAGGUUUCUAUUUCAUCCCUGAAACAUUGAGUAUUGAGGAGCAAUGCAGAUGGAUUAAGGAGAGCUAUGACUUUCCUGAAGCAACUUGUAAUCUACUCCACACAUUACAUUCUGACUUUCCUGAAGCAACUUUAAUGGUAUUAGUUCAUAGAGCCUUAGUGCAAAAGCACAUCAAUAUUCUUGCCAUAAUUGCUCCUAGGCAUCCAGAUCUAGGGCAUGAGAUUGCUCAUGGCUACUCUGAGGAAAAUCUUGAUGGAGGAAACAAGAGUUCAGAGUAUAUUCAUGACAUUGUCAUCAAACAUGCUGAUCGCCAUAACCUUUUGCGCCCUGAAACCCUUGAAUCAUUGUUUGUUCUAUAUCGUAUCACAGAAGAUUCAAAAUAUCGUGAAUGGGGUUGGUCAAUUUUCGAGGCGUUUGAGAAAGCCUCCUUAACCUCCGAACAAGCCCGUACAAUCAAGAUUCUUGAACAGAGAGUAGAGACAUUAGAACGAGAGGUAGAUGCUGCCAUUUCAGCUUCAGCUCAUGCUCGUAUAGAGAAAAGAGAAGCUGAAGCAGGACAAAAAGCUGCUGAAUUACAAGCAAAAGAGAUGAUAAAAGAGCUUGAAAACACCACAAGUAUGCACACUCUAUAA
Lactuca saligna is the source of this 684-nucleotide messenger RNA. The record is from the annotation of a GenBank genome assembly. Lineage: Eukaryota; Viridiplantae; Streptophyta; Magnoliopsida; Asterales; Asteraceae.